AUGAGAAUCACAGCUGCCUUUGUCACCACCGUCCUGGCCGUAUGCGCUGCUACAGCUUAUGCAGUCGAGCCAGACACUGCCCCUCAAGUCUACAAGGUAGAGGCCCCCCACCUCACUCCAGAAGAUUGCGCCUUUGACAGGGACAAUGAGAGGUGGUUCCAAAGUAACCUGUACAGGGGUUACAUUCAUGUUGCCAAUGCAGACGGCUCGGCCUUCGACAUCACCAUCCCGCACGUCUCCUCUCCUCAACCAUUUGGCACUCCUUACCAGCUGGCAGGUCUAUCUCUCAACCACCCCACCAAGCCCACACGCCUCUACGGAGUAGCCAAGGACCGCCAGGCCUUUGUCUUCAAGAGUAGUGAUCCAACCCAGUCCGUUUCGCCCAACGGUGCUAAUCGCUUCGUCGCCUACGACUUGCCCGUCGAUGCCAACUCCCAACCUGCGUGGUCUGUCAGACUAGACCGCGUACAGGACCGACUGGCAAAGAAGCUAGGCGGUAAGGCACGACCCUUUGGACCUGUCGACUCAGUGCAGGACAAAGAUGGCAACUCUUACGUCGUCUUCGCCCUCGGUGCACCGGCUAUCGCCAAGAUCGACCCAAGUGGAAAGUCCAUCGAGGCUUGGUCUAUCGAGGCACCGAAGAGCUCGCGACUGCCCAGAGUUGGAUAUACUGGCAUCUCUUAUGAUGCAGAGUCCAACAGGCUGAUUGCUUACGGUGGGCCCCGCACACUGACCAUGUUCGACCUGUCGUCGAAGACUCCAAGCACGCCUAUCCCGGUCAAGAUCGAGGGCUCGCUGAGGGUCUCUGCCAUCACCGCUGCUGAAAAGAUCAAUCUGGUACAGUCCACCGACGGCACCGGCCCACGUCUAAUGGCGACCAACGCCCCUUACGUGUACUCCUUCAGGUCCACCUCCAAGUCAAACCCCUGGAGCACAGUCUCAUACAAGCAGUACACCCGGGAAGAGUUUAAGAACAAUGGCCUGACUGUCGUGUGCGAGGCCAACUUCAAGGGCGCGAGCGGCAAGCGGGAGAGGCAGAUCUAUGCUCAGGGCGCGUACUUCUCCGAGGGAGCAAACAGUGAUAGGAAGGAGUGGCCUUUGUACAAGCUGCCUGGCUCACUGCUGACUGCUUGA
Molecule: messenger RNA, 1134 nt
Organism: Microstroma glucosiphilum
Lineage: Eukaryota; Fungi; Basidiomycota; Exobasidiomycetes; Microstromatales; Microstromataceae
Exons: 4
Coding region: 1-1134 (377 amino acids)
Source: RefSeq, a predicted model, not a curated record